Molecule: messenger RNA, 1170 nt
Organism: Cyprinodon tularosa
Lineage: Eukaryota; Metazoa; Chordata; Actinopteri; Cyprinodontiformes; Cyprinodontidae
Exons: 6
Coding region: 32-991 (319 amino acids)
Biological process (GO): response to bacterium
Source: RefSeq, a predicted model, not a curated record
UCUUCAUCAAGGAUAUGCUUUGGUUCCAGUGAUGACAGUUUAUCUUGGUGAAGCAGCAAACUUUACAUGUGAUUUGCCGGGUAAUCAUGAUAGUAGUGGUGAACAUUUCUGGUACAAGCAAACAACAGGAGAUACUCUGGAAGUAAUUGUGAAGUUUGUGAAUUAUGCAAACCCACAGUAUGGAACACAUUAUUCUGAUUCAAGAAUAAAAAGUGUAAUUACUGACAAAAUGAGCAUCCUCACUAUUUUAGACACAGCUAUAGAAGAUGAAGGAAUGUAUCAUUGCGUUUUCACCGACUGGCAAACAAACAUUUGGCAUGGGACCUAUCUAUUAAUAAAAGGAAACACUGCAGGGACAUCAAACUACAAAGUAUUUCAGAAGCUGAUGGAACCAGAUUCUCUUCAUCCACAGGAUUAUGUGACUCUACAGUGUUCAGUCCUCUCAGACUUUGAGAGCAAGACAUGUUCAGAAGAAUUUAGUGUUUUCUGGUUCAGAUCAGAUAAGUCUCCACCAGAUAUCAUCUACACUGAGGGAUACAGAACCAACACAUGUCAGAAAAAAAUCGACCAUCGAACUAGAUGUGUAUAUAACUUCUCUAAGGACAUCAGAUCCUCCGAUGUUGGAACCUAUUACUGUGCUGUGGCCACAUGUGGAGAGAUACUAUUUGGAGUUGCAACCAAGCCAGAAGUUGUGACAGACCCAGUAUCACCUUUACUUCUUAUUGCUGUAUCCUGUUUGAUUAUUUCUUUGAUUGCAAAUAUUGUUUUGAUCCGUCUCAAAACUCCAACAGCAGCAUGUAAACAAUUUAAAGAGAUAGAAGGGACAUCUUUAGAAGAAAAAUCAAGGAACUUCAGUGAGCAAGGUGAUCAGACUAAUGAUGACGAGCAGAACCUGAACUAUGCAGCAUUACACUUCUCUGCUGGUAAAGGUAGAAGAGGAAAGAAAAUGAAUGGGGCUGAGGACUGUGUUUAUUCACAUAUUAAACUGUAAAAUCUGCAUACCUGAUAUACAUGUGUGACAUGUUUUAUAGAUCUACACUGAAAAUAACGGUGAAUUCAUUCAUUACUUUCUACUUGUAUAAUUCAGUCUAAAAGACCAGCUUUUGUUAUGUUACCUGCGUAAAAUAAAGUUGUAACAGCAAUAUUACCAAUAAACUAGCAACUGCUGAU